Messenger RNA from Rhizophagus irregularis DAOM 181602=DAOM 197198, 3658 nucleotides. RefSeq lists its product as uncharacterized. Lineage: Eukaryota; Fungi; Glomeromycota; Glomeromycetes; Glomerales; Glomeraceae. The record is from RefSeq and is a predicted model, not a curated record. Gene Ontology annotation, molecular function: P-type calcium transporter activity; ATP hydrolysis activity; ATP binding. Gene Ontology annotation, biological process: calcium ion transmembrane transport; intracellular calcium ion homeostasis. Gene Ontology annotation, cellular component: plasma membrane; intracellular membrane-bounded organelle.
GAUAUAACCGAUACCACUGCGAUAGAGAUAAAUCCUGAAUCUCCCAUUAGUCCAAAAACUUUAACUUCUUUAAAAGAACCUAAAAAUACUGUAAAAAGAAUGAGCACAGAGAUAGCGGUUGACUCAACUCGUGAACCAACAGAAACUCAUUCAAGUUCAUCCAAUCCCUUUGCAUUCACUCCUAAAACGCUUUCUCCCCUUGCUGAGCCUACACAAAAAAAACAAAGUCUCAAAUUAUUAAAAUCAUAUGGAGGAUUAGAUGGAUUGGUAAAAGGUCUUCAUACCGAUCAACGAACUGGUUUAAAGGACGAGACUGCCUCAUUAAAACCAAUAACUUUAAGGGAGAUAACGGGUGAAAGUAAUGAUAAUAUAGUUGAUGAACAAGAUAAUGUUCAAUAUGAAACAACUCUUACAGCAGAUGAUACUUUAUUUUACCAAAGAAAAAAUGUUUUCGGUAAAAAUAUAUUACCAGUAAAGAAAACAAAGUCUAUUCUUGAGUUAAUGUGGAUUGCCAUGCAAGAAAAAGUUUUGAUACUUUUAAUAAUAGCUGCAGUUGUAUCAUUAGGUCUUGGCCUUUAUGAAGAUUUUGGAGUUAAAGAUCCUGCUACUGAAGGUCAACCAAAAAUUCGAUGGGUAGAGGGUGUUGCUAUUCUUAUCGCAAUUUUAAUUGUUGUUUUAGUUGGUAGUUUGAAUGAUUGGCAAAAGGAAAGGCAGUUUCAAAAAUUAAAUGCUAAAAAAGAGGAUCGUAAUGUAAAAGUUACUAGAAAUGGUAAAGAAGCCCUUUUAUCAGUACACGAUGUCCUUGUUGGAGAUGUGCUCAAUUUAGAACCUGGUGACGUCAUCUCGGUUGAUGGUGUCUUAAUUGCUGGUCAUAAUUUACGCUGUGAUGAAUCCGCAGCUUCAGGUGAAAGUGAUGCUGUAAGAAAAAUGAAAUAUGAAGAUUGUUUAAAAGAACUUGAAAAAGAAAGCGAAAGUCCUAAAGUUGAUCCAUUUAUAAUUAGUGGUAGUAAAGUAUUGGAAGGAGUUGGUACUUACAUUGUUACUGGUGUCGGUGUUAAUUCUUUUUUUGGUAAAAUUAUGAUGUCGUUAAGGUCUGAGGCUGAAGAUACACCUCUUCAAGAAAAAUUAAAUGACCUUGCUGAAAAAAUUGCAAAGCUAGGCGGAGCUGCUGCUCUUCUGAUGUUUAUAGUUCUUCUCAUAAAAUAUUUUGUGAGUUUCCGUAAUGGAGUACCAUCGGUCACCCAUAUACUUGAUAAUUUGAUUAAAAUUAUUAUUUCAACUGUUACUAUCGUAGUUGUUGCUGUACCGGAAGGUUUGCCAUUAGCAGUAACGUUAGCGCUUGCAUAUGCUACAACACGGAUGCUAAAGGAUAAUAAUCUUGUACGUGUUCUCUCAGCUUGUGAAACUAUGGGUAAUGCAACAACGAUUUGUUCAGAUAAAACCGGAACAUUAACACAAAAUAAAAUGACAGUUGUCACUGGGAUUAUUGGUUUAUCUGUUCCAUUUGUUAAAGACGCUGAAACUCAUUCUCUUUCUGCAAACGUUGUUUCGACAAAACCUGUUUCAUUGAAAGAAAUAAAUUCCGAGGUUCCUCAAGAUAUUUCACAGUUAUUGAAUGAAUCGAUAGCCAUCAACUCUACGGCUUUUGAAGGUGAAAUUGAAAAUGGAAAAAAAACCUUUGUCGGUUCUAAAACUGAGACCGCAUUAUUAGGAUUUCUAUUGGAAUUAAACCCCGGUAUUGAUAUUAAAUCAUUAAGAGAAAGUGCUCAAAUCGUACAAUUAUUCCCAUUCAAUUCUGAAAGAAAAUCAAUGGGAGUUGUCAUAAAAAUUGACGAUUCCAAAUGGAGAUUUUUUGUAAAAGGUGCUAGCGAAGUUAUAUUGAAAAAAUCAAAUAAAAUAAUAAAUAUAGUAAAAUCUGACGAUAAUACGACCACCAGCAGCGUAAUUGAUUUAACUGAAGAUAAUUCCGAUAAAGUCCAAAAAGUAAUUGAGGAUUAUGCCACUCAAACUCUAAGAACAAUAGGAAUUGCUUAUCGUGAUUUUGAAAAAUUUCAAUUUGAAGAGAUAACAAAAAGUUCCGAUGAAAUUAAUUACGGAGACUUAUUUGAUAAAUUAACUUUACUGAGUAUCGUGGGCAUCGAAGAUCCAUUAAGAGAAGGAGUGCGUGAAGCUGUUGCAAACUGUGUAAAAGCUGGUGUUAAAGUUCGUAUGGUCACCGGUGAUAAUAUUUUAACUGCCAAAUCAAUUGCUACACAAUGUGGAAUUUUUACAGGUGGGGAGGUUAUGGAAGGUCCGGAAUUUCGUAAUCUUUCUCUAGAACAAAUGAAUAGGAUAUUACCAAAACUUCAAGUUCUCGCUAGAUCUAGUCCUGACGACAAAAGAAUAUUGGUUGGUCAUUUGAGAAGAUUAAACGAUGUUGUUGCUGUCACUGGCGAUGGUACAAACGACGGACCUGCUUUAAAGCUUUCCGAUGUUGGCUUUUCAAUGGGCAUAGCUGGUACAGAAGUUGCCAAGGAAGCUUCAUCUAUUAUUUUAAUGGAUGAUAAUUUUUCAAGUAUUGUCAAAGCUAUUAUGUGGGGAAGAAAUGUAAAUGACGCAGUGAAGAAAUUUUUACAAUUUCAGUUGACGGUCAAUGUUACUGCUGUAUUGCUUACAUUCAUUUCUGCUGUUUCAAGCAAUGAACAAAAAUCCGUUCUUACUGCUGUACAAUUAUUAUGGGUCAAUCUUAUCAUGGAUACGCUCGCUGCUCUUGCUCUUGCAACAGAUCCCCCUACUAUCGAACUAUUAGAUCGUAAACCUGAAUCCAAAAAUGCACCUUUAAUCUCUCUAGAUAUGUGGAAAAUGAUUAUCGGCCAAAGUAUAUUUCAAUUAGUAAUUACUUUAGUCUUAUUUUAUGCUGGUAGUUCCAUAUUGGGAUUGGAUAAGGAAAGUAUAGAGUUGCAAACUGUUAUUUUUAAUACGUUUGUAUUCUUGCAGAUUUUUAACGAAAUCAAUUGUCGACGGUUAUAUGGUAAAAUAAAUAUUCUUAAAGGUGUCACGAGAAAUAAAUUUUUAAUGGCUAUAUUCUUGAUAAUGGUUUGUGGACAAAUUUUAAUAGUUCAGUUUGGUGGUGCUGCUUUCCAAGUAACACGAAUUAGUAUAAUAGAGUGGGUAAUAUGUAUAGUUUUGGGAUUUCUAUCAAUCCCUGUCGGAGUUAUAAUUCGCUUAAUUCCUACUGGUGCUCACACUACAACACCUCCGCCUGCAGUCAAUAUUGAUCUUGAAAAAGAAUGGAGUGAUACAAUUACGCAAGUACAAAAUCAAUUACACUUUUUUAAGACACUUCGUGGUGGCAGGUUCAGAGCUCAUUUUGGUGAUAAACAAGAAAAAUCUGAAACACGGUCGAAGGCAAUCGCUGCAGCUGCGAUGUUGCCAAGUUUAAUUUCUGCUUCAGUAGGAGUACACAUGACCAGAGAGAACACAGUGCAAAACGAGAGUCUAGAUGUGGGAAGACAACUUCGUAAUGAUAACAAUGAGGGAAUAAAUUCAUCAUCGACGUCUAAAAAUCAAAAUGACACGAAUGUGGACACAAUAGAUAUUGAAAAAAGAUGAUUUGAUCUCAAACUUUUCCACCAAAAAAAAAAAUAGUGUAUGAAUAAUUUUUUUAAUGUUUUUUACG